This is a messenger RNA of Aspergillus calidoustus, 477 nucleotides long. The record is from the annotation of a GenBank genome assembly. NCBI's taxonomy places the organism in Eukaryota, Fungi, Ascomycota, Eurotiomycetes, Eurotiales, Aspergillaceae.
ACACCCAUCCCCAGGAAGCAACCAUCGCGUCCUACAAGUAUCCGGCGGCAUGGACCCCGAACACAUGGACGUCGAGGAGACGGUCCUCUUCAUUACCGAGAACCUCUUCGAGCCCGCUGAGAUUACCGGUUCCUCCAAGCUGCAUGACGACCUGCGGCUUGACGACGACCGGAUGGCUGAGCUGCUUGGAGAGUUGAAAAAUGCAUUUGGCGUCGAUAUCCCGCUUGAGCGCGCAGAGGGGCUUACGACAGUCCAGUCUCUGGUCGAAUAUAUCGAGGAUGAUAUUAAUACGGACGAGGUUUGGGAGUAGCUUAGUUGUGAUGGAGUUAAUAGGUGCAGAAGGGAUGUCCGAUUGCACACAUGGCAUAUGCGUAUUUUGGGAAAGAGUCCAAAUGUCCAAAUGAAGCCGAGGCUGGGGAGGCGGAGAGCACCAAAUGAUUGGCCGGAGUAGGUGUUUUCCAGUACUUACCUCACCAC